GUCUCAUUUAAGUUUGAAGAGGGUUAAGGUUUUCAUAGCCAACUCACAGGCUACAGCGAUCCGAAAGACUUCAAGAGUAGCCUACUAGGCUGAGAAUAAACUACCGAGCAAAAUUCAGACGUGUACAACAAAGGAACCAAACACUUAUUUUCAUCAUAUGCAUGCAUGUUCUUCACUUUGGAUGAAACAAAAAUGAUAUAAAAACCUUAUUGAUACAAGAAAAACAGUGAUAGGAAAUUUGAGAAUUAAAACCAUUAAUUAACAUUAAUAAGCUCAUAAAAAUAUCUUUCGGACAUAUACAUACAAUGGAGAGGAAAUCAUGCUGGUCCCUGAUCCUGUGUUUAAUAAUAUUGGUGAUCACGGGCUUGGUAGGAAAUAUACACAUUAACAAGGAAUUUGUGAACAAACUUACAAAUGAAGUAGAGUUCUCAGAGAGAAAGGAGAGACAAAAAGAUCUGGAUAUAAAGGAUUAUAGUUUAGCAAUUGAACACACACAGAAGGAAAUUGACAGUGUAGACAAGGAGGUCAAGGAACUUCAGGAUGAGGUCGGGAAGUUGAACACUGCUAAGGAGGAAAAGGACAAAGAAGUUAAAGCAUGCAAGGAUUCAGUGGCCGUGUUGAGUAAUGACGUCGCAGCCGUGGAGAAAGAGAAGAGUGACAUUGAGGGUAAUUUUGGUGUUGAAAAGACAAAAUGGAGUGAAGAAAUGAAUGGUCUUAAACAAAAGUUACAGAACCAAAGUCUAGUCUGUGCCUUUGUGAAUGCCACUGCAGACGUCCUCAAGGACGAACCUACCAUAAAGGAUCUUUGCCCUCAAAUUCAAACUACAGUUCAAGUUACUGUCAAACUGUGAAAGAAUAACAGCAAUCUGAAUUCAAGACAGCGUUCUAUAACAGGAAUUAAAUUUAUUUCUAAGAUUAAAUAGAUGACCUAAUUGAAAAAGUAUUUUCUCAAGGGUUAGUGUUGUGCCUUAUUUAGACUGAUUAGGCAGCUUUAAAUGACUGAUUUAUACUGAACCAUCUGUAUCUCUCCAAUAGACCUUCUGAUGUAACAUUACAAUUUUUUUAUAAAGUUAUUAAUUCCCUAUUAUAAAUCGGUCGUUAUAUUGUUGAUAAAGUGUAAACUGCUUCUGUUAAAAGCAUCUGCUGAAUGAGAAUGUUAAUGUAUCUCCUCUUAAUAAUAUUGGAUUAACAUAUAAAAUGAAAGCAUUUAUAUAUUUUGAUUUAACAUGAUAGUUUCUUCAGUAUCAAUUUUGUAAGUUAGUAUCUUCAUAAUUGCUUAGAUAUAUAGAUUCUGGGGGGAAAUGCUAAGUGGAUGCCUUUAUACUGUUUAUACUUUUUAUUACAACAUGUUGCUAUAUUGUACUAUGGUUUUAUUAAAAGGAAAAUUAUUACUUAUUCCCUGUCCAAAAUCCUAUUUCCUGUCUGUCUAAAGUAAAACAUUUUAACACAAGUAAAA
Carassius gibelio (silver crucian carp) is the source of this 1456-nucleotide messenger RNA. RefSeq names its product myosin-2 heavy chain, non muscle. The record is from RefSeq and is a predicted model, not a curated record. Lineage: Eukaryota; Metazoa; Chordata; Actinopteri; Cypriniformes; Cyprinidae. The transcript is spliced from 5 exons. Bases 306 to 851 code for a protein of 181 amino acids.